Messenger RNA from Racocetra fulgida, 1724 nucleotides. NCBI's taxonomy places the organism in Eukaryota, Fungi, Glomeromycota, Glomeromycetes, Diversisporales, Gigasporaceae. The record is from the annotation of a GenBank genome assembly.
AUAUAAGUGGAUGUCGAUUGAUCUCUUCUUCUGCACUAGAAAAAUUAGCAGAAACACAUUAUAGAUUUCAAGGAAUUCACUUGAAUGUAGAACCUAGGUUUGAUAUUUGGGAAGUAGCAUGUAAUUACGAUAAAUGGAUUAAAUCUCAAUUUUAUAGAAAAUGUCCCACAUUCACAAAAAUUGGACGUCCGGGUUUAUAUCGACUGUGGCCGACGACAGCAAAGUCAUCAGCACAACAAUGGCAAAUCAGUAAUAAGUCCAUUCAAAUAAUUCUUCAAGGUUCGUUUCAAACACUCAAAUAUCUUUCACUCGGGAAUCAAAGUUUAAGUCGUGAAACUGCGACAAUUAUCGCAUCUUGCAAAACCUUAACACAAUUAGAUUUGAGCGGUACCAAUUUAGAUAACGUAUCUCUUCAAGACAUUCUAUCACAUACUAAUCAGCUUGUUUCACUCAAGCUAUUGGAUUUAGAGUUGUCAAAUAUGACUUUAAUAGUGAUUUCACUCUUAAAAAAUUUACGUCAAUUACAUUUCAGCGUAAUUAAUAAAGGGAUAAUUUCUUCAAAAACGAUUGCUGAAAUGCUAAAAUGUUUGCGAAAAUUAGAUGAUUUCAGAAUGAACCAAAUAAUGAUUGGUGAGGUAGAUCGGGUGAUUACGGAGGGCUUGGCAUGGGUUGUUUGUGAUGAAUCGGUUGAAGAUGAACCGGUUGAAGAUGACACAAAAACGAUACAUCAAUACGAUUCCCAUGGAGAUAAGUCUGUUCAACAAGAUAGAGCGCCUAUUCGUUAUCUAGACCUUUCACCAAAAUUAGAUAUAUAUCCACGGUGUAGAGAACGAUCAAUGCAGAUUGAACAUUAUAUCUCCAUUAGUAAUUAUUCCUUACAAUCUUUGGCUGUAAAUCAUCCAUUUUUGGUUUCUUUUAGACUAGUCAAUCCUUAUGCAAUCAAUGCUGAAGGAGUUGAUGCACUACUUUCAGUACUCAAUUGUCUAGAAAUAUUUGAAUUGAGAUGGCGUAGAGCAGAAGUGGACCAAAUUCAUAAAUUAACUCCAAAAUUUUGUCCAAAAUUAAGAGAAAUGAUCUUACAUGGAGUGGAUAUUGCAGAUUUUGAUGUUUGGUUUGGUGAGCACAAGGAUUUGGAAGUUGACCAAUGCGAAAAUGAAAUUUCAUUUGAAGGACGUUCGGAAGUGAUUUUUAAAAAUUUAGAAAUUCUUGAUUUGGUGGAUGCUUCAGGUCCAACGUUAAAUAAUGUGGCACCAACUGCUUAUGAGGUCGAUAAAGAUUAUUGGUCUCUAAAAACUACAAUUGAUGAUAUUCGAGCAAAAUAUGGAUUAGGAGGUGGUACUAGAAUUAAAGACCCAAAUCUCGAUCAAAAUUCUGACUUGGACUUAGAAAUUGAUUUAACUGUUGCUGACAUUAAAAAGAUUGUUAAAAUUCAACAAUUGUUGGAAAAGGCCGCACAAGAUUUAUCAUUUUUGGUUUCUGCUUCACCCCCAGAAAUCUUUAGCGAUCCUAAUAGUAUCAAAGAUGAUGAUGUUGCUGUUAAAGCUAAUGUUAAAAAAGCCUUAUGGUUGGUUGAGGACGAUGAUAUGUCCGGAAACGCUGAAGAAGCAAUUAAGAGCUUCAAAGAAAACCGAGUUGCUGGUAAUGUUGUUAUGAAUGCUUAUACCUUAGAAGAUGGCAAAGAUGAGAAUCCUCCUGUCGGAUUUCGGCAAGACUUGUAUCAAUAA